Paramecium octaurelia is the source of this 6358-nucleotide messenger RNA. The record is from the annotation of a GenBank genome assembly. NCBI's taxonomy places the organism in Eukaryota, Ciliophora, Oligohymenophorea, Peniculida, Parameciidae.
AUGAAUUAUGUUUCACGAAGUCCUUAAGUCCCUAUUUAUCAAUAGAUAAAGGCGUUUGUCUAAGGUCUGGCCCAAAAGAGAAACUAGAAGGUUGUAUUGAAUGAGGUUCAAUCUCUCAUUAAUCAAUUGGGCAUACCUGGUGAAUAGUAUUUUCUGCUUCAACUUCUAGAAAGCAUAGAAGUGCAGAAAGAGAAGCAAUCAUUAACACAGAAAGGGUAAUUCCUAGUGUAGUGGCUUCAGCAAGCUUCCUCCAAAUCCCAUUUCAUAGAUUACUUCUGUGGUGUGGUUGAAGCAGUGUGUCCUCAAUCCCAAUCCAUAACUGAAUAUUUGUGUGAAUUGUGUAAUGCUCUUAAAGUGCCAUCUCUGGUCCAAAUGAUAAUGUGGUUGUCUAUCACAUUUUCUUCAAAUUAGAAUUUCUCUAAGGAAGGCAUAAAGAUGCUAAAGAAGAAGUUACAAGAGCCAUUUUAAUAAAAAAACAAUUUAUAGGUGCCACAGUAUGUAAUUCACACAUUGUUGUAUCAACUCAGAAACAUUCCUGAAUUGUCGGUAAAAUAUUUAAAUAAUGUUAGGAUCUUGAAUAAGAAAUUAAGAAUUUCAAUGAGUACGUAUAAAAUACAAAAUAGGCAGAUUUAAAAUGUUUGUAUGAUGAUGGCAAAAAGUACAUGAAAUUGGAUCCAGUAAACAUAGAAAUUCCAAAAAUUAAUGAAUGCAUUAAGCCUGUAGACAUUCUUAGAGAAUUAGGACCUUAUACAAGCAAUUUGUCACAAAUCUUUACAGAAUACACUGAUAGUGAUAUUAUGGAUUGCCUAUUGUAUUUGGCUAAUAAUCAGGGCGAGGAUGCUUCUAAAGAGGCUCAUAAAGAAGCUCUUAAAGAUGUCCAAUAGUUGUUCAAAUUGACAUCGAACACUUAACAGCCAGAUUGGAAUUAAUUGUCAAAUGAAUUGAAUAAGCAAUAAGAAGAUGAUUUUAUUAAGUUCUUUAUCAAUGACAACAACAAACGAUAGUGGUCUUAAGUAUUUGAGAAGCUGGAUAGACCCAAUUUAUAGUUGUCACAAUAAGGAUAUAAUAAUUUAAUGGGAUUCUUAGCCAAAAUUAAGAAAUAAUAAUAACAAUUUCAAUUGCCCCAUAGAUUAUUAUUGGACAAAUGGCAUAAUAAGAAAUCUUAGAUCACUUUUCUUACCUGUAUGUUGAAAGCAAACAAGCCUGAGUAGUUGUUCUGGAAUGAAAUUUAACCCAAAAAAUUAGUGAUUAUGGAACAUAAUACUAAUUAUAAAAACCAAUAAUAAUUGCAAUAUUGGUACAAUUUAGAGUUUGUUCAGAUGCUAAUAGAAUUGAGUGAGUAUGGAUACAUAGCUGAAAUCAGAGAGUUUUUUGAGUAGCCAAUUAAAUAGAACCCAGAUUUAAUAAUAUUGGCUUUAUUCCAAAUUUCACCAACUUAAGGUGGAGCAUUAAUAGAUGAAUUAUUUACAUAGCUAUUUCCUAAUUACGUAUCAUAACAUGCCAAUUCAUCACCAGUAUUGGAAUAGAUGUGGAAAUUCAAUUAGAAUUUAUUUAUAACUGGAAUCAGUGAGUUAUAUAAGAAAGAAUAUGGCAAGAAAGAAAAUUCAUGUUUAAAUUUAUCAAGAGUUUUGGAUAUAGUUUAACAACUCUUUCAAAAUUCUCAGUAAAACAAUACUUCAUUAUUGACAAUGGCUAAAUUUGAUGACUAUCAAUUUUCAGUUCCCUUGGGCAUUUUGGCAGGUAAGAGAGAAUACUUGAAUUUUGAUAUUUGGUUGAAUGAGAGAAUUAAAUCAUAAGGUAUUCCUUUUGUUAAUGUGCUCUUGCAAUACAUUGAUGAGAAUGUUAUCUAAUAGAUUAAGGAGUACUAACUCAAAGCUGGAUUACCGAAUGGUUAGUUGGGAUAGAUGCAGAUUCAAUAAUUAGAUUAGAUAUUAGAUAAGGGAUAAUUGAAGUUAGAGAUGAUAACAAUCAUUUUUGAGUAGUUGAUGAAUCAAGGAGAUAAAUUGGGGAACAAGAUAAAGCAAACAACUUAGUAAUUUUAUAAGGAAGUUGUUUAAGUGUUUCCUUAAUUGGCAGGAUAGCCAAACUAAAAAACUAAUUAAGAAGUAGAAAGUAAGACAGACAGUUAUUUUGAGAGUUAUUACAAUGAGUAAAUCAGUUUGGAAAACUUCUUAAAUUAGAUGGUUUAAUGGAAAACACAGGGAAGUAUCUAAGAGAAAGAAGUGUAUGCUUGUAUAAUAACAAAUUUGUAUAAUGAGUAUCAGUUUCAUUUGAAAUACCCUAAGAAGGAAUUAGAAUUGACAGGACAAUUGUUUGGAGGAGUAUUGGAAAGAGGAUUGGUCGAGGGUCAAAGUAUAUAGAUAGGCUUGAGGAUAAUUUAGGUGUCAUUAAAGAACAACACAUAGAGAUAUGAUUUUGCGGUUAAGGCAUUGGAGGUUAUGAAAAAUAAAAUAUAUGAAUGGCCUUGGUUUGCAUAAGAUGUUAUGGCAUGUGAACAAUUAUCCUUUAAGAAUCCAGAUCUUUUGGCUGAAAUUAUUAGAGUGUGUGAAAAGCAUGGAAUAAAAUCGCCUUUGUAACCUGCUCCACCAAUAUAGCCAGUAUUUCACAAGCCUCUGCAAUUGGUUGCUUAGAAAGAAAAAUAAGAAGAAGAGCCAGUUUAAUUGACUCUAAAGAAAUCAGAAUCAGUCCCUGUUUAAUAGGCACAACCAACUCCCAUCGUAGUUCCAGCCGUAGUACAACCCGUUUAAAUACCUAUACAAUAUCCAUAACCUGUUAUCGUACCAUAAUAGCAACCAGUCACAUAGGUUUAAUAACAUCAAUAAGUACAUUUACAAUCAGUCACUCCUCCUCCUACUUUAUAGAAGUCUUCUUAAUUACCUGUUUAACAUACACCGUAACCUUAAAAAUAAAAACAAGAGGAUAAUAGUACAAAUAUUAAUCUCACAUACAAAUAAAUAUUGUAACUGGAGUUUGACGAGUUCCAAAGGUGUGGAGCUGAUUCAGAUGUUAAAGAGUACUUUACCUUUACUUUGAAUAGCAUUUCCUAGAAUAAUGUUGAGUAGAAGGCUGCGGAAAUACGAAAUAAACUAGAAAACUAGGAUGCUUUAUUCUAUUUCAUUAAAACCAUUGCUUAUUUAAGAUCUCCUAUGGCUUAAUAAUAGGCAUAGGGACCUAAUGUGAUGUGUUGUUUACUUGCAGCUUUGAACAAAUCAAGGUACUUCUCAGAAGUUGCCAAGGAAGUGAGCAAAGGGUUAACAAGAUUGUUGACUUUCAAUAAAACAAGUCCCUCUGCAGAUGACAGAAGCACUAUCAAAAAUAUGGGAAGUUUCCUAGGUUAAAUCACCGUAUCCAGAGACAAACCAUUCUUGUUUAAGUACUUUGAUUACAAAACUUUACUAAAAUAAAAUCAACUCACUAUUUAUCCUUUAUGUAAGAUCUUGGAACAAGUCAAAUCUAGUCAGAUUUUCACUAAGAAUAAUAAAUGGGUGAAUAGAAUCUUGCAGGAAUUAGAUACUGCCAAAGAAACCUGCAAUACAAUGGCAAAAUAUGAAAUCAUGAAUCUGCUCAAAUAAAUUGAGUACACUGUUUAACCUAUCAAUCCAACACCCACUCCUAUUACUAUUCCAAAUCCAGUUGUACCAAUCAUAACUUAACCUAUUGUUUAACCUAUUAUGGAUUUGGACCCACUAAAUAAAUUGAAUAUCAAGAAUCUACCUUAAUAUGUGAUGGCUGAUUCUAAAAACUUAAAUGAUAAAUUGAAUGAGGCUGAUUGCAAAAAUCUUGUGGCUACAGCCUUAGAUCAUGCCAUAUCUGAUAUCAUUCCACCUGUUAUUAGCAGGAGUGUUACUAUAGCAUUAAUUACAACAAGAGAAUUAGUUUUUAAAGAUUUUGCACUUGAACCAAAUGAAAAAUACAUGUUAAGAGGAAUGCAUAUGAUCGCUUCUCAUUUAUCAGGUAGUUUGGCCAUGGUUACUUGCAGAGAACCCUUAAAAGUCAGGAUCACUCAUUAUCUUAAAGAAGGCAUUGAAUAAAUUGAUCUUGACAAUAAAACCAAAGAAACUUUUGUCUAAACUGCUGCUUAGGAGAAUUUAGAUCUAGGAUGUGCUCUGAUAAGAAAAGCAGUUAUAGAAAGAGCAUUGGAGGAUGUCAAUUAAGAUCCUUCAAUUUUGGAAUAAUUAGAAAAGAGACAACGAUGCAAAGAGAAGGGUUAACAAUAUAGAGAUGAAAUCACUUAAAAUCAACUUAAAUUCUUACCUGAACCAUUACAACCAAGAAUCUCUGGUUUGACUGAAGAAGAAAUUAGAAUCUAUGAAGAAUUCGGUAAUAAGAAGAAACAACCUAAAUAAUCAGUCUUGCAAAAGGUUUCCACUCUCUGCUAACUUCUCCAAGACCCAUAAAGCAAUGAAGAAAAAAUCUAACAAUUAAUCCAAGAUCUAAAUGAAUAAGAUUAAUCAAAUCCUGAGUAAUUUUAUAAGGAUUUGGCAGAUAAAUUUUUAUAGGUCAUCUUAACCAAUAAUUUAACUUCAGAGAAGAUCUCCAUCUCCUUGGAUUUGAUUACUAUUCUUAUUAGAAAGAUAAAUGAAAAAGUUGGUAAGAAAUGGAGUGAAUUGGUUACUGAAUUCAUCACUAAAAAUAUUGAACUUUUGGAACAUAGUCCAUUAUGGUGGUAAGCAUUCCCUAUUAUGUUGAAUAAAAGACUAAUCUAAAUUUAGGAGGCUGAAUAAGUGAUGACUCAAAUUCUCGCUAAGGACAAUCAAAUGAAUGUUAGUUCCAUUGUAUUUAUACUAAGAAAAGUUAUAAUUGAAGAGGAUAAUAAUACAUAUUUAAAUUAAUUCAGAAAUAUUGCUAAAGAACUAAGCAAAAAGAAAGACACUAAUCCAACAGUCUCUAAAUUCUUCUUAGAACUUACUAGUUAUGUCUCCAAUGCUUCAUAAACUAAGGUUUUCUAAAAGAAGUUGAAUUUAAUCAAGGGUUUCUAUUAAAAAAUUGAUGAAGAAUUUUCGAACAAAGUAUCUCUCAAAUUGAAAUAAUGGUACUAAUUAAGUUCGGAGGAAGAAUUCAGUAACUUUUUUAGAGUUGAAGGUGAAAGCUAAUUCUUUGUUGAGGAUUAAUUGAGUAAGUUCUGUGCUUAUGCAAUUGAAUUGAGUAUGACUGAUGUGAAUAAAGAAUAUAUGGAUCACUCCUAGAUUGAAUAAUUAGGAAAAAUGCUUACAAUAAUGUCAAAGGGACUUGAGCCAAAGAUGAAACCUAAAUUUUUUGAAAAACUAUUUGAUGGAUGUUUAAUGGUACUCACAAAGUUACAUGAAGUUACGAAAUAGAAAUUUAAUUAAAGAUAACUAUUCAAACUGUUUUACAAUUUACUUUUUGAUUUACAAAUUUUGGACGAAGAGAAUAUUAGAUUAUUCCAUAAUAAAUUUGCUGAAUUUUUAGAAAAGGUUGAACCAAGUCUGUAUCCAGGAUUCUCUUAUGCUUGGUUAGAAUUACUUUGCAAUAGAUAUUUCUAAUAGAUUAUAACUACCAAUGAAAAUGCUUAUGCAAGGUUGAUCAUUAAAUUAUUAGAAUUUGUAAGAGAUACUAUUACUGAAGAGACUAUCCAAUAUCAUUAUGUCUAAGAGUAUCUGAAGGGAGUGACCAGAUUGUUUAUGCUUUUAUUGACUGAUUAGAGAAAGUUCUGCAGUAAAUAUGCUUUCAGUUUUGCAGAUGAAGUGCCUUUCAAUCAUGUCUAAUUAUUGAAUUUGAGCUUGGCUGCUUAUCCAAAUGAUCAAACUGAUGAUCCUCAAUCUUGCACCAAUAUCUAUGACAUUGCAGAUGCCCAAUAAUUUGGAUAAAUUGUUCAUGCUUGUUUUGAAGAAUCAACCUAAGCCAAAAUCAAAGAAGAAAUCCAAUAUAUGCUGAAUAUGAGUGAUGAAGAUUUGAAAAUCAAGAUAAGCAAGUACUUUGACUAUGAUCAGAAAUCUAAGUUACCUUGCUAAAUUUCUGGCUUCUUCAUCUUAUUACCUAGACAUGAAAGUCUUACUAUCCAAUAAUAAAGAACAUUAUUAACAAGGAUUAUAAAGAAUUCAAGUUAUGCUAUUAGAAAUAAUGUGAUGAAUGUAAUCUUGAAUUAAAUUCGCUAUCCUGAACGUGCAACCGAAUUCUACAUUCGAUACAUCUUGUAAUAGUUCAUUGUUGGCGAUAAUUUCUAAAUUUAAGAAUAAUUUACUACGUAUUAUUAUUGUUUAUAAUCAUUAGAUUGAUCACUAAACGUUUCUUAUCUGAAAAUCCAAAGACUUGGGGAAUGCUGUAUUUGCAUGAAGAAUUAAAGAGAACUCAAUCUAAUAACAACCAAUACAAAAUGUAUUAGAUUCAAAGGCAAUGA